UGGAUGUGCUCGAGGGCACAAGAAUGACGCUGCUGUUACGCACGAGCGCGCACCAAAAACCAUUUACCCACUUUUCACCCCAAGCCCAUACGUACCUAUCAUGUUCUGUGACAAGAGACACUCAGCGCAUACAGAGUCGCUCCUUGUCCUUUGACCCCACAAGCUUCCAAAAUAGAGGAACAACCUUGCGGAGACAUGAGUCGGAGCGGCAGUUGUUAACAACUCUCUGUGUUGCCCGUCACUCAGCAGACUUUCGGGCGGUCAACAGCGGAGGUUAUAAAACUUGUGGUAAAGUUUACACGGCAGUGGCGUUUGUUAGUUCUCCCACUGCGGAGUGGACUUUUUCUUCUCUAAACAUUUCUUCGGAAGCCAAGAGAGGUCCUGCUCUAAAGCUGCUCUGCUUGUGGGUCCACUGUGCCUUGCGAAUUUCAAGUGAAAACAGCUGAUCCACACAUAUUUCCUGAUUUUCUUCAUUAAGAAUCAUGAGGAGGCCUGGCGACCUUCUACUAGUUCUGCUUUGGAGCUUUACAUCCGGAGCCAGAAGCCUUAAUAUACCUUUCGAAGUGGAGCAACCUCCAACUAUAAUCAACCAUACAGCAGGUCCUGUUAUUGCACUUCCUUUUGACAAUACACUGACUAUAAGAUGUGAAGCCAGGGGUAACCCACCACCAGAAUACACAUGGACAAAAGAUGGCCAGGAGCUAAACCUGCCAAACAUCCCGACAGUCAAAAUAGACAACAGAAAUGGGAUAUUCAUGUUUCACAAAAAGCACUUUGGCCAGUUCAGGGGUAAAUACAGAUGCUUCGCUUCCAAUAAGCUGGGAACUGCCAUGACGGAGGAGAUUGAAAUCGUAGUUUCCACUUCACCAAAGUUCCCAAAGGAAACAUUGGAUACCAUUGUCGUUAAGGAGGGCUAUCCAAUUACUCUUCACUGUAACCCCCCAGAAGGUGUGGCCCCACGUGAGAUCUACUGGAUGACUCAGAGUCUGCAGCACAUAAAGCAGGAUGAGAGGGUCUCCAUGGGAACCGAUGGAAACCUGUACUUUGCUUAUGCCUUACCAGAAGACAGUCGCAAGGACUACGGCUGCAACGCUGUCUUCCAAAGGAUACGCACUAUUGUCCAGAAAAUGCCCUUGUCCGUCAAGGUGGAGAGACUGGAACCGCAGAACAACUCUUCUGAGAAUGUCAGUCCCACGCUACCAGUUCGAGCACCCAGCCUACUGCUGCCCUCUGGUGUCCAAUCAGAGAAGCUGUUGCUGAAAGGACAGGAUCUGCACCUUGAGUGUAUACCAGGAGGAUAUCCCACUCCUAAAAUGACAUGGAUGAAAAUGGGAGAAACUCUAACUGAUCGGAUAAAACUGGAUAACUUUAAGAAGCUGUUGACCAUCAGUACUGUGGAUGAGAAGGAUGAGGGGAAAUACAUGUGUAUGGCUGAAAAUUCAGCCGGAAAGGCAGACCAUUACUUUGAUGUGAUUGUAGAAGAGCCACCGAGAUGGCGUGCAAAGCCUCCCCAGAACCAGCUGUCUGUGAACGGGUCAGACGUUUUCAUUAAGUGCUCAGUGGAUGGAAAACCAACCCCAGUGAUAACGUGGAGAAAAAAUGGAAAAAUACUCCAAGAUGACAGAGAGAACAACAGACGAGUGCUUGACGAAACUGUGAUGCUCCACAAGGCCGGACCGGAGGACAGCGGCGUCUACCAGUGCGAGGCCUCCAAUCGUCAUGGCAGUGUUCUUGCCAACAUUAAUGUCUUAGUUAUGAAUAUUGCACCUCUUAUGCUGACAAAGGACUUCCAAGAGUAUGCAGUGAUAGAAGGAGGGGCCAUUGUCAUGAACUGCAGUGUUUUCAGCUCUCCUCAAUCCAGUAUCUCUUGGACCAAGGAGGGGACAGCUGUUGAAGGAGAACGAUUUCAUGUUUUGGAAGAUGGGCAAUUCUUGGAAAUCAUCCGCGCAGAAAAAGGUGACACGGGGAAAUAUGCUUGCAUGGCUAGCAACAGAGAAGGCAUGUCAAGUCUCACAGCUCUGCUGGAGGUGAAAGACCCAACAAAAAUUGUGGCUCCUCCUCGGGAUGCGCAGAUCAGCAGUGGGAAUUUGGCCCGAUUGAUGUGCCGGUCAGAAUAUGACAGAAGUCUGCAGGGCACCUUUGAGGUGAUCUGGAGGAAAGAUGGGGAGGAGAUCUUUCGCUCUUCUGAGAAUAGUUUCAGGUACAAAAUGGAAGGUGACCAGUUGCAGAUUAGGGACGUGAAUAUCAGUGAUCAGGGGAGCUAUACAUGCAUUGCUCGAACAAGUCUUGAUGAGGACACUGCCACUGCCUUUCUAACUGUACUGGAUACUCCUGAUGCUCCUAUGAGUUUAAAGAUAUUGGAUCAGGAAUCAAGGAAUGUAACUCUGUCCUGGAUACCAGGGAGUGAUCACAACAGCUCCGUGACAGAAUUUGUGGUGGAGUAUGAGGAGAGCCACUGGGAGCCUGGAAGGUGGAAGGAGCUGCAGAAAGUCGCCGGUAACCAGGCAACAGCCGAGCUCUUUCUUCAUGGAGACCUUAACUAUCAGUUCAGAGUUUAUGCUGUUAAUGCCAUUGGACCUGGACCACCUAGUGAGCCCACAGAGAGACUCAAAACACCCCCUGCUGCACCAGACAUAAACCCGGAAAACAUCAGGAUUCAUGGCCACCUUCCCCAUGAAAUGGAAAUCAGCUGGGACCCACUGUUACCUACUGAGUACAACGGUCCAGGACUUGAGUAUAAGAUCUCCUACAGAAAACUGGAAGUGGAAGAUAAAUGGCAUGAGCACCUGGUCACAAGACCCUCCUUUAUCGUCAGGAACACAUCCACCUUUGCACCGUACGAGAUCAAAAUCCAGAGCAGGAACAGCCUCGGCUGGGGUCCAGAACCAAAACCCAUAACCGGUUACUCUGGAGAAGAUAUUGUCUUUUGGCACUGUCUCCAGGAAAAUGUGUCAGUUCCGACUGCAGCUCCACACAAUGUAGCAGUGGAGGUGAUCAACAGCACCGCUCUCAGAGUCAGCUGGAGCCCAGUUCUCCCAGCCACAGUGCGAGGUCAUUUGGGAGGCUACAUGGUUCACUGGGAGAGACUGAAAAGCUUCCUGAGUCCUGACAAGAUUUUAGAGGAGCAUAACUCCAAGUCUUUCCCUGGAAACAGGAGUCAUGUCAUUGUGUCAGGGUUGAAACCUUUCUCUGAGUACAGACUCACAGUGAACGUUUUUAACAAGAAGGGAAAAGGACCAAAGAGCGAUCCAGUCAACUUUGAUACUCCAGAGGGCGUUCCAGAGAUAGUGCCGGUGCUGAUUCCCAGGAUUCAGGAUGAUGACACUGUUCUGCUGGAAUGGGGACCACCACCAGUAACGAAUGGCAUCCUCAUUGGUUAUCUUCUAAAGUGUAACGUCUUAGAUAAGACUUCGCUGGAGGAGAUUGAUUCCUUUGAGCUGACCAUCACUUUGCCUGACGUCACUCAACACCAGAUUGUGAGACCGGACAAGGGCAGCCUCUUCCGCUUCUAUCUGAGCGCGUGCACUCGAGCAGGUUGCGGGCCUGCGCAACUGGCUGAAAAUCACAGUCCUCCAGCAGAAAAAGUCGGAACGGAGGCCAGCAAUUCAACGCAGCGCUGGUUCAUCGGGACUCUGUGUGCGGUGGCAUUACUCACGCUUGUGGCAGUGAUCGUGUGCUUUGUGAUGAAAACCAAGGGUGGCAAAUAUGCAGUAAAAGAGAAAGAAGAUCUCUUUCCCGAUGCAGAGUCACAAGCAAUGAAUGACGACGCCUAUGAAUACAGCAAACCUGGCACUCAUGACGUUUACCAGGAACAACCUGACAGCCAGUGCACUCAUCAUUUAAUGGGCUAGGUAAUCACAAAGUGUGCUUAAGAGUAGUGGUUAACCCUCAGCUUAAGCUUUGUUCCCUUUUAGCUGGAAUUAUGUGUUUUCACUCAGUAGUUAGAUUUGGGUUGUGUGCGUGUUCAUGCUUUCCAGACCUUGUGACCCGUGUUACGCUUGUAGGCUAUUUUAAUGUUAGUAUGUGAGCCUAUGUGUGUGUGUGUGUUUGUGUGUGUGUAUGUGUAUUUGGCAUUUUUUUCAAGGUACAAUUUAUUGAGGUUCUUAGUUACAGCAUAAUUCAAACAUUGCAAACCAGAUCUGUUUGAUCAGAAGAUAUAAAAAAAGGUAAUAACUCCACAUUUAUAUUAGAGAAUAUGAAAACUGUCUCACUUCCAGAGAAAAACACAGUUGGCCAAAAUUCUUUGUGUAUCACAUUUAAUCCGCCGUCGUGUGACAAGAAUUAUUGUUCUAAUGGGUAAAAUCUGUCUAUUUCUUAUUUUGCUGAUGAGUUUUGGCUCUCGGUUAGAAACGAUAGAUUUGCACACCAAAUUCUGUGGUCUGCAAAUGUGUUUCUAAUAAAAGCGAGUUUGCUUCAACUCUCAGAACCCCCUGAGUGCAAAUUAGCAUGUGCACCUGCAAAUCCUGAUUGGAACCAGAGCAAAUUAAUUCCAGGAACUUCUGGAGAAUCAUCUGAAAUGAGUCAGACUUAAUCACUUUUCCAUUGUGCUCUAAACCCAGAUGUCAGGAGACGCUAAUAUGAUUUUGACUGAUGGUUUUGGGUUUUGUUAUUUUUAUGUUUUUUUUAGCUCACGCUCUUGUUGUUCGCAAUAACAUUCAUGGGAAGUUGUUCAGAAUUGGAUGAGAACAAAUAUGGCUGAAUUUUCCUGAUUCAGAAUCAAUAAAAUACAUAAAAUACCUAGUGCCUUAAAUAAGAUAACACUUUCAUAAUGUAAAUAAACUUGCAUUAAUAAGCUAUCUUAAAUACAAAAACAAUAAUAACAUUAGUAGG
Molecule: messenger RNA, 4830 nt
Organism: Poecilia latipinna (sailfin molly)
Lineage: Eukaryota; Metazoa; Chordata; Actinopteri; Cyprinodontiformes; Poeciliidae
Gene: chl1a
Product: cell adhesion molecule L1-like a
Exons: 27
Coding region: 483-3851 (1122 amino acids)
Biological process (GO): brain development; cell-cell adhesion; axon guidance
Cellular component (GO): axon; plasma membrane
Molecular function (GO): cell-cell adhesion mediator activity
Source: RefSeq, a predicted model, not a curated record